Molecule: messenger RNA, 1034 nt
Organism: Pseudomyrmex gracilis
Lineage: Eukaryota; Metazoa; Arthropoda; Insecta; Hymenoptera; Formicidae
Product: phospholipase A2-like
Exons: 4
Coding region: 215-907 (230 amino acids)
Biological process (GO): phospholipid metabolic process; arachidonate secretion
Molecular function (GO): A2-type glycerophospholipase activity
Source: RefSeq, a predicted model, not a curated record
CGGGACAGUUUCGUUUUAUACAGCGCUAAGUCAACAACGAUUUUGAUUUGAAUUUUUUUCUUAUAUACCUUAUAAUAGAAAAAGGACAGUUUUUAUUUGUGAAUAAGAAUUUUCGUGUCUAAGACUCAAAUCUUACAUUACUUUAUCACUACUUGUGAUUUUUAUUCGGCUUCUGUGUGAUCAAGUGUUUUAUAUAAUUACAUCAUUUAUUAAAAUGAAACGUGUUUACGCGAUUCAUCUGAUCGCGUGUUUCGUGUUGCUUGUUAACAACAACGGUUUGACAGAAGGUCACACUCUCAAAAAAUUUUUUUCCGGACUAAAGAAUUUCAAGACUCUUUGGCAUGGGAUUCUUCCAGGCACGCUUUGGUGUGGCCUAGGCGAUAUUGCCCGUGAUGAUUUGGAAUUGGGCGCGCACAAAGAGCUGGACAUGUGUUGCAGAGCGCACGAUAAGUGUGAGGACUUCGUAGAGCCUAAAUCCUCGAGAUACGGAUUGCAAAACAAGCACAUUUGCAGACUAUCAUUAUGUGAAUGUGAGAUGCAAUUUUAUGAUUGUUUGAAGCAAGUGAAUGGUUUGUACGCAUUCGUUAUAGGACAGAUUUAUUUCGCAAAAUGCAGACGCUGCUUCAGCACCUAUAAUGAUGCUCAGGAGUGCGCGAAAGAGGGUCUCAAUAUCAACGAAGAGCAAGACCGCAAGGGAGGUCGUGUUUUCUGCGCAAAGUUUGACCGAAAUCCAAAAUGGGGACAACGACAUAACGUAUCAGAAUCGACUCCCAACAAAUUUCUAGACUUGGAUGAUGAUGAUGAUGAUAAUGAUAAUAAUGAUGAUGAAAAUUUUAUAAAUGGUGGAAAACAUCCUAUUGAGGAAGAUGACAUUAUUUAUGAUUACUACAAAAGCUUUCAGCAGUGAAAAUACGCGUCGAUCCAAAGUAAUGAUUAACAUACACAUGUCGAAGUCUCUUCUUAAUCGCUGUACUAUUAAAUUAUGAAAAAGAAACUCGCGCAUUCUUGUGUAAAAAAAAAAAAAAAAAAAAAAA